Perkinsus marinus ATCC 50983 is the source of this 306-nucleotide messenger RNA. RefSeq lists its product as hypothetical. The transcript has 4 exons. Bases 1 to 306 code for a protein of 101 amino acids. The record is from RefSeq and is a predicted model, not a curated record. Lineage: Eukaryota; Perkinsozoa; Perkinsida; Perkinsidae.
AUGACUGCUGCGGGUUUCCAGACGACGCUGAAAUUCGUGCUGGACUGGUUGUUGAGAGAACCCAGUGUUCGUAAAGUGUGUAUGGUCUUCACUAAUUUACUACAGCGCCUUAAUACGCUCAUGUACGGUUAUAAAGGGGACCCGGCAGGAACGCAAGUCGCUGUUGACGACGAUGAGGAGCAGCUCGAUUGGAACGAUGGUGAAGAAGUUCGAGCGUUUGCGAAUGAUGAGUUGAGAGCAUCCAACUGGGCAGCGGACAGAGACGUUGCUGAGAUGCGGAAAAUAAAUAAAUUCAUGGGCUACUAG